AUGUGCAACAUCCUACAAAUUGCUUCCGGAGUAUCUUCAGCGAUUAGUAGAGCAAAUCCAGGGACUUUAGCCGAAAUCCAUGCAAUAUACGAUGCUGGAGUCGGUCAUAGGUUCAAAUACAUGUUUUUAGCUCUUCGUGCCAGUAUUGAUGGAUUCAGGCAUAUGCGUAAUGUUAUUAUAAUUGACGGAGCUCAUUUGAGAGGGAAAUAUGCUGGUUGCUUACUAACCGCUUCAGCUCAGAAUGGAAAUUACCAGGUUUUCCCUAUUGCGGUGGGAAUUGUUGACGGUGAAAAUGACAAUGCAUGGGAGUGGUUCCUAAAGAUGCUUUUGCAAUUCAUUCCAAACGAGGACAAUGUUGUAUUCAUUUCAGACAGACACUCAUCCAUAUACAAAGCAAUUUCAAAGGUGUAUCCAGCAGAAAAGCAUUGCGCUUGUAUUUUACAUCUGAAACGCAACAUCCAAACUUAUUUCAAAAACAAACAUCUCAGUUACUUGGUGGGCAAGGCAGCCAUGGCCUUUCAACUCAGCGAGUUUUACACAACAUUCAAUGAAAUAAAGAACAUAAAUCCUACAUGUGCUGAAUACCUAUUAGAUAUCGGUUUAGAGCACUGGGCCCGUGCUCAUUGCUCUGGAAAUCGGUACAACCUCAUGACAAGCAAUGUAGCAGAGACAUGGAAUUCUGUUCUUCGAAAUGCAAGAGAGUAUCCGAUACUACAUUUGGUCGAGUACAUCCGUUCUAAACUGAUGAAAUGGUACGCAGAAAGACAUGAUGUAACACAACAUCCCAAUCUUAGAUUAACUCCACGUGUGACCAGUAUUGUGGAAGAAAAUUUUGAAAUUAGCGGUUGGAUGCUUGUUUGCCAGAUUAACGCUGGUGAGUUCGAUGUAAAAGACAAAGACGGAAUAUCUUACCAUGUUAACCUACACACCAAAUCUUGCAGCUGUUUCUCAUUUCAGACGCUCCUCAUUCCUUGCCCCCAUGCCAUUGCGGCGGCAAUCAAAGAGAAAUCAAGUAUUGAAUCGCUGGUUUCCGAUUUUUACACUAUUGACACUCUAGUUGCUGCAUAUGCCGGGAAUAUAUUACCUAUAAGCAGCGAGGUCAAUCCAAGUAUCGAAGGGACAGAAGGUGAAAGUGAGUCCAUCCAAAUAUGCCCACCCACAAAUCGUCGUCCACCAGGGAGACCUCGCAAAAGCCGGAUCUUGUCUACUGGAGAAAUAAGGGUAAGCAGCUUACCUUGA
Molecule: messenger RNA, 1239 nt
Organism: Brassica rapa (field mustard)
Lineage: Eukaryota; Viridiplantae; Streptophyta; Magnoliopsida; Brassicales; Brassicaceae
Molecular function (GO): zinc ion binding
Source: RefSeq, a predicted model, not a curated record